AUGGCGUCCGAUGAAGAUGGUUAUGAGAGUGCGGGUGCAUUAGCGAUCACAAGUUGGGAAUCAGAGAAGAGUUGGGUCUUGGACUCAGGGUGCUCUUAUCACAUGUUUUUGGGAAAGGAAUAUUUUGAGACUUUGGAUCUAAAAGAAGGUGGAGUUGUUCGACUCAAAAAUAACAAGGCUUGCAAAGUCCAACGCAUGUCUACCGAUGUUACUUAUGUCAAACAAGCUUUGAUAUUUAAGCAAGUUUAUGAGAAACUUGUUAAAAUCGAAGAUCCGAUGGAGUGUUUUUAUUUGAUCGAUAUCAUCCAAAAGUUUGACAUUGAACACUACUUUGUUGACGAGAUCAAAGCGGCUCUUGAAAACUUGCAUUUGAUAUUGAACACCAAUCCUAUUGAUUUUGUGAGUAGCCAUGAACUCUAUCAAGUUGCACUUGCAUUCCGCUUGCUCAGACAAGGAGGCCAUUAUGUAAAUGCAGAUUUAUUUGACAGCUUGAAGUGUAACAAAAGAAUGUUUGAAGAAACACAUGGUGAGGAUGUGAAAGGUCUCAUUGCCCUUUACGAAGCAUCGCAACUAAGUAUUGAAGGAGAAGAUCAUCUUAACGAUGUAGGAUACCUCUGUUGUGAACUUUUACAUGCAUGGUUGUCAAGAAAUCAAGAACAUAAUGAAGCUUUAUAUGUUGCAAACGCUCUUCAGAAUCCACUUCAUUAUGGCUUGUCAAGAUUUAUGGAUAGAAACAUAUUCAUCCAUAAUUUGAAGGCUGAAAAGGAUUUGAUAUGUUUAAAGGAACUUGCUAAUAUCAACUCCAGCAUAGUUAGGUUCAUGAACCAGAAUGAGACCACUGAAGUUUCCAAAUGGUGGAACGAACUUGGACUAGCCAAGGAGGUGAAGUUUUCAGAGUAUCAACCUCUGAAAUGGUACACAUGGCCCAUGGCAUGCUUUACAGAUCCAAACUUUUCAGAACAAAGGAUUGAGCUCACAAAACCCAUCUCUUUGAUUUAUGUUAUUGACGACAUUUUCGAUGUUCACGGGACAUUGGAUCAACUUACAAUAUUCACAGAUGCUAUUAAAAGGUAUUAA
Molecule: messenger RNA, 1077 nt
Organism: Medicago truncatula (barrel medic)
Lineage: Eukaryota; Viridiplantae; Streptophyta; Magnoliopsida; Fabales; Fabaceae
Product: (3S,6E)-nerolidol synthase 1
Exons: 4
Coding region: 1-1077 (358 amino acids)
Biological process (GO): terpenoid biosynthetic process
Molecular function (GO): magnesium ion binding; terpene synthase activity
Source: RefSeq, a predicted model, not a curated record